AUGGCUUCCGCAUGUGACAAGAACCUAGGAGAAGGGUGUUCCAACAUAGGUGCCGAAAGCAGCACCCGCAAGAGGCCGAGGGGAAGGCCUGUGAAGGUGGGGCACUUUCAUGACGAUGUUUGUCCAAGCCAUUUCGCCAAGGUUGUCAUGUCACAUGGCCUGGAAUUGUUGCCAAAGCCCGAAGGCUUUAGGCGGUACAUUGGCCAAGUCCCCAAGACCAUUAUGCUGAAGACCAACGCCAGCUGCUCAUGGAUGGUCAAGGUGAGAGAAGUCGACGGAAAGAUUUCCAUGGAUCAAGGCUGGGCGGGUUUCGCAAUCGCUCAAAAAAUCAAGAUCGGGUACUUCAUGACCUUCAAGGUGCUCAGGGACGAUGCCUACAAGGUUGCCAUCUUUGACUACUCCAUGAUUGAGAUCGUUAAAAAGUGCCCACAACAUGAUCCUUCCCCUUGCCAUGAUGCAAGAGUGAAAGCUGGUACUGGUAAUCUCUGUUGA
Lolium perenne is the source of this 492-nucleotide messenger RNA. Its product is annotated as putative B3 domain-containing protein Os03g0621600. Lineage: Eukaryota; Viridiplantae; Streptophyta; Magnoliopsida; Poales; Poaceae. Gene Ontology annotation, molecular function: DNA binding. The record is from RefSeq and is a predicted model, not a curated record.